GGGUAGCUUGACCGAUCCGUUAGAGGUUAAAGGCUGUUACACACCGUCGUGCGGCCACGGUGCGAUCGGCGCGCACCGCGUUCUCGUGCUAACGCGUAUGCUUCUUCGCGCCCGGUGGUACGCACGAUACCGCAUGCGGCGCAGCGAAUUCCGAGAGACCGUGGGCCUCGCAGACCGUGGCAGAACAAUCUCGGCGUAGGCUUCCGAUCGCGGUCGGAUCCAGGGUGCGACAGAUAUGGAUGACGGUGUGCAGAACGGCCUGCAGCCGGACCAGUGGUUGUCAACCGUCGACAAGGGCGAGAAGCGCGCGAGCUCCCUCGGCAGCGGUGCGUUCCGCUUCAUUCGCACGCGCAGCAGCAUUCGACGAGAACUCAAGCGACAAUGCCAUCGAAGCAAGACCGGCGAUUCGUACGGUGUUCAAGACAACCACGCUGGAAGCGGAGGAGGUGGUGGCAUAGGAAAGUGGUUGCGGGUACAUCUGGGUGGCGGUUCGAAGGGAAGUCACGACGUCAACUCCACGUUUUCCACGAAGGGAAAUGCAAAUACUGGCGAUAAUGGCCGGGACAAUAAAUCCUUGGCCAAGACGAUUUACACGUCGCAAAAUCUUUACUGCAGCCUGCCGAGGGAACACGGCCGUUACAUGCACAACGGCCCCCGAAAGAUCAUCAAUCACGGUAAUUCCGCGAAAUCUCAUGGUUACGAUCGGCCACGAUCGAAUAGCAUGAACCAUCAUGAGAAGUCCAUGUCGAGCGACCUUGGUACCUUGACGCGAGGUGGACCGAUCUACGGCAGCGAGGGUAGAAGCCUGAAGAAACGUAAUCGCGACCGUCGUCGGCAUUCGCUUCACGAGACGCAGGAUCAAGGCCGCAAUCGUCGAAGAAGUUUGAAGAAAAUCGAUUGUACUGUUUCGACCGAUGUAGACUCGAUUUGUAUCGAGCCUCUCAAGCUUGACGAGCUCGAUGGGUUGAACUCAGGCUCGUUUCUUCCUCACUCUGUCAACUUCACACAUCCCCACUCCAUCUAA
This is a messenger RNA of Vollenhovia emeryi, 1024 nucleotides long. RefSeq lists its product as uncharacterized. Lineage: Eukaryota; Metazoa; Arthropoda; Insecta; Hymenoptera; Formicidae. The record is from RefSeq and is a predicted model, not a curated record. Bases 236 to 1024 code for a protein of 262 amino acids. The transcript has 3 exons.